AUGGCCCGAGGAGCGCAAGCAGCAGAAGCGGCAGGUGCGGUCCCUGCGGGUGGAUUGUGUCUGCUAGUGAUCGACCAGCAGGUGGAUUUCCAUCCCGGCGGAUCACUUGCGAUUCCCACGGCAAACGAAGAUGCCGCGCGUAUUGCCGCGUUUAUUCAGCAGCAUGCUUCAAAGCUCAAGCAGCUCGUGCUCACGUUGGACUCGCACCAGCGCUACCACAUCGCACAUGCGAAUUUCUGGGAGAACGCCGACGGCCACUGGCCCGCGGCGUUCACGCAAAUCACGGCAAACGACGUGGCUGCUGGCGUGUGGAGACCACGCGACGCUAGUCUGAAGGAGUACGUGCUGGCCUACACGUCGGCGCUGGAAUCCAGCGGCAAGUUCACGCUGUGCAUUUGGCCAGAGCACUGCAUCAUUGGCUCGCCUGGGCACAACGUCGUGUCGAAUGUUCAUGCAGCUGCGAUGGAGUGGACGAAAGUGGCUUUGAAACCCGUGCAGUACGUUAUCAAGGGCAGCAAUUCGUUCACGGAGCACUACUCGGCACUCAAGGCCGAGAUCGAGCUGCCUUACGAUCUCACGACAAGCUUGAACCAGUCGCUCGUGGAGUCUCUCGGACGUGCCGACAAGGUGAUCGUCUGUGGUGAAGCGUUGUCCCAUUGUGUGAACUACACAGUGCGUGACUUGGUCGCAGCUUGGCCUCAAGAUCGACGCCAAGAUCUCGUGAUCCUUACGGACUGCACGUCUCCAGUUCCAGGGUUCGAAGCCGCUGGGGAGGAGUUUCUCCGUGAUAUGGCAGCUAAAGGCGUGACGCUUACGACGUCUGCUCAAUUCUCAGCGUAG
This is a messenger RNA of Peronospora matthiolae, 840 nucleotides long. Lineage: Eukaryota; Oomycota; Peronosporomycetes; Peronosporales; Peronosporaceae. The record is from the annotation of a GenBank genome assembly.